Racocetra persica is the source of this 143-nucleotide messenger RNA. Lineage: Eukaryota; Fungi; Glomeromycota; Glomeromycetes; Diversisporales; Gigasporaceae. The record is from the annotation of a GenBank genome assembly.
GGCCCGGCCCGACCUGGCCCGCAAAAGCCUGGCUCGGCCAGAUAUUUUUAGGCCCGUAAUUAUAGCGUGCCAGGCCAGGUCAAGACCGGGCCGGAUCAGGCCUUAUAAAAACACCUACAAACUCCGAAAAACUGUUAAUCUGA